AUGGAUGCGAAGGUUACUCAUGUCCAUAUCCUGCAGAUCUCUCCUACCUACCCUACUGUUGUGUUCCUAUGUCCCUGGAUAGGUUGUCGCUCAUCUCAUGCGUCGGUGCUCUUCAAGGUGCGUCUUGGGUUCCAGCCACGAAGCUUUUGGCAAAGUGGUACACCGAUGGUUCUUAUGGAAAAAUGUUUUCUAUUCUUGGCUGUGGUAGUACGACUGCAGGGCUCAUCUUGCCGCUACUUGCCUAUUUUUAUUGGCGGAGAGUGAUUUGCCACGUUGAUCUACUCUGCUAUUAUCUAUUUUUAUUUGCGAGCCGAUGAUGUGACGCCCUCAGGGCCAAACAAGGGAAAAUCAUUGAAUCUUCUGACUUUUAUCUGGUCUCCAGCCAUAUGGAGCGUAGCUAUACACUACCUCUUCACGAUGGAGACAUGGAUACCAUUGUACAUCAACGAGAAUGGCAUAGAUCUUGCAACGUUCCAAGUGCUGUACGAAGUGGGA
Messenger RNA from Cylicostephanus goldi, 495 nucleotides. The record is from the annotation of a GenBank genome assembly. Lineage: Eukaryota; Metazoa; Nematoda; Chromadorea; Rhabditida; Strongylidae.